AUGGAGGCAAAUGAUUCAUUGAGGGAACAAGAAGAGGAAUAUGCCACAUUCAAAGAGAAGGUAAAGAGGACAGUGUAUCUGGACAAUCUUUCACCACUGGUCACAAUACCAAUCCUGAAGAAUGCACUUGGACAAUUUGGGGUGGUAUCAAAUGUCCAAAUCUUACCAAAUUACUUGGAGGCCAACAAUGUUGCCAUAAAUGCUUUGGUUGAAAUGCAAACUGAACAUGAGGCUGCAAACACAGUGACAGAAAUUACAACAAAUGUAUUCAUGAUCGCUGGAAUGCCAAGACCAGUGAGAGCAAUGAAAGCAAAAAUUGAAAUGUUUCCUGACCCUCCAGCACUCCCUGGAAGAAGAAUUCAGUGCUGUUGGAUCAAUUCCAAUGACCCCCAUUGGAAUAUUGUCUUAUCGCGGAAGCACCUUGCUAUGAAACAUUCUGCAGAAACUGCACAAUUAUUGAAGUAUCAAAGAGAAGAAGAAGAAAAGCUAGGAGCACAACAGGAAGCCACCCUGAGAAGUAGUUAUAAAAAAUUGGAAUUAAUUGAAAGCUUAGCCAAUGAUGGGAGUCUAGAUCGUUUAUCUAGACGUUAUAAUCCUCAACAUAAAAGAUAG
This is a messenger RNA of Cryptomeria japonica (Japanese cedar), 612 nucleotides long. RefSeq lists its product as uncharacterized. The transcript is spliced from 2 exons. The record is from RefSeq and is a predicted model, not a curated record. Gene Ontology annotation, molecular function: RNA binding. Lineage: Eukaryota; Viridiplantae; Streptophyta; Pinopsida; Cupressales; Cupressaceae. The coding region runs from base 1 to 612 and encodes 203 amino acids.